Messenger RNA from Cuculus canorus (common cuckoo), 4274 nucleotides. It is a transcript of the gene ST3GAL5, whose product is annotated as ST3 beta-galactoside alpha-2,3-sialyltransferase 5. NCBI's taxonomy places the organism in Eukaryota, Metazoa, Chordata, Aves, Cuculiformes, Cuculidae. The record is from RefSeq and is a predicted model, not a curated record. Gene Ontology annotation, molecular function: lactosylceramide alpha-2,3-sialyltransferase activity. The coding region runs from base 474 to 1937 and encodes 487 amino acids. The transcript is spliced from 8 exons.
UUUCUUGUGUUCACGCAGUAUGGAUUUUUGCUGUUCUUUGCUUUAGAGCACCUGAAAGAAGCUUCACAGGAAAUCUUACAAAAGCUUAGAAAGCUCGACUAGGAAAGAGGGUACUGGGCAGAAGUGAAAUCGAGAGGAUGCUCCCUGUUUUGAACAUUGAGCUGCUGUUUAGAACCUCGCUAAAUGUUGUUUGCCUAUAGAAUUAUCUUAGCAGCCACUAUUAAUGUGCAGAAAGGUUCCUGCGAAUGCUAAUGAAAGGUGGUGAUAGUGUUACACUUUGGAUAUCUUGAAGCUGAUAAUUGGACUGGAUUUAAACUGGACCCAAUUUUUUUAUGUUCAAUCUGGAUGACCCAAGGUUAAGAGCGAGUUGUAGCCUAGCUGUGUGUAUCCUUCCUAAAGGAAAAGAUCAGGCAAAUAACAAGAAAUUGGGUUGAAAGGGACCUUAAAGAUCAUCCAGUUCCAACCUCCCUGCGAUGGCAGGGACAUGUCGCACUAGAUCAGGCUGCCCAAGGUCCCAUCCAGCCUCCAGGAAUGGGGCAGCCACAACUUCCCUGGGCAACCUGUGCCAGUGCCUCACCACCCUCAUUGUGAAGAAGUUUCUCCUUAUGUCUAGUCUAAGUCUGCCUUACAGGAGCUUCAGGUGUCAUCCAGGAUCAUGUUGUAGUAGAUGCUAUACAGCUGUAGAACAGAAGAUGCCUCUUGUCCUGACAGGCUCUCAGCAGUGGCUUGCCUUGGGUAGAUUCCCUAUGGGCUCAGCAAUGCUGAGUGACAAUAACUCUGUGAAGCAGAAAAGUGAUUGUUCACCUCCUGUGCAAUGGUUUAAGGUGCCUGCACAUGAAGAUGAGAAGACCAAGUUGGUUUUUAAAAGAUUUCUUGCACUGUUUCUGGUUGGAGGGUGCUUCCUUUAUAUCCUCAAAUUACGUUUUGGUCCUGGAGAAUGUGACAGAACAAAAAUGCCAUAUGUGGACCUCAAUCGUGUAAGGAGAGCACAACAGUAUGCAAGUGCGGUGUUACAGGAACAGUGCCGACCAUCUUACGUGAAGAAACAGAUGAAGAAGUUAUUUGCGGAGAAAUAUAGCAUGGACAUAUCUCCCUUUGUAAGGAAGAAUGUAAAUGAAGAUGAAGCAUUGUUUAAAUACGAACCUCCUUUUGGAUUUCACAACUUCCUUGAUAAGCUUAAAAAUCUCCUUGAACUCUUACCUGAGCAUGAUUUACCAGAAGAUUUGAAGUCAAAACACUGUAAACAUUGUGUUGUUGUUGGUAGUGGUGGAAUUCUUCAUGGAUCAGAGCUGGGUCACUUAUUGAAUCAGUUUGAUAUUGUUAUACGGUUAAAUGAUGCACCAGUUCAAGGACACACAGAUCACGUUGGUAACAAAACUACUAUACGGAUGACUUACCCAGAAGGAGCCCCCCUUUCUGAACAUGAGUAUCCUCCUGCCAGCCUGUUUGUGGCUGUUUUGUUUAAGAGCGUUGAUUUCAACUGGCUUCAAGCAAUGGUGAAAAAUGAAACCUUGCCUCUGUGGGUGCGACUCUUCUUUUGGAAGGAAGUUGCUGAGAAAAUUCCUUUUACAUCAAAGCAGUUUCGGAUUCUGAAUCCAGUCAUCAUCAAAGAGACAGCUUUGGACAUUUUACAGUUCCCUGAACCUCGAUCAAAAUUCUGGGGUUGGGAUAAGAAUGUACCUACAAUUGGAGUCACAGCAGUUGUUCUGGCCACUCAUUUAUGUGAUGAAGUGAGCUUAGCAGGAUUUGGAUAUGACCUCGAUCAUCCCAACGCACCUUUGCACUAUUACAACAACCUCUGCAUGGCUGCCAUGAACGAACAAACUAUGCACAAUGUGACAAGUGAAACAAAAUUCCUGCAAAAACUGAUCAAAGAAAAAGUUGUCAAGGACCUCACUGGUGGGAUACAUUGUGAAUUCUGCAGCAAAGACAGCUAGUGAUUGAAGUGUGGCAUGGUUUGGGUUUCUUAACUUCCCAGAGGUUUGGCUGGAACAACCUUUUCACUGUCUUAACUAGUUCUUUACAGUGUGUAUAGAAUGGAUGUGGAAGCUCUGCUGCCUUUUUAAUGUUAAGUUCAAUAUAUUGGACCUGAAAAUUUAUUUUGAUGUCAGAUUUUACUUUGUACAUUUUUGUGGAUAGCUGUGUAAAUACAACUUAGGGCUGAAAAAGAUCAGUUUAAAAUAUUUAAUGUUUUAAGUUGUCUGAAGAAAAGCAGCGUUCUUGUUUUCAGAUGUAUAUGGUAUGCACAUCGUGAGCCUGACUUGUCUAACAGCAUACAAGACUCCAUUGAACUACUGUCUUUGACCCAGUUCUUGGUGUGUGACUCCUUUUCAUGCAUGCCAUGAAGAAAAAGGCCUGUGCUUCUCAAGUCUUUCAUUUCUCACAGUUAGAUUGUUUUGUUUUGCCCUCAAAUAUUUAUAUUCUUUUCAAUUCUUGCUGAUAUUUUUUAGGGGGCAUUGGAGGAAUAUGAGAGUGGAGGUGAAGGAGUAGGAACUGUUGUGGCAACAACUGAAUAGCAAGCACUUUGGUAUUCAUGGUUGAUAUUAAAAUCAUUGAUGUGUUAAUGGAUUGGGUUAGAAUUGUCAUGAGGCAUGUUUGAGCCCAGGGCACACUAAGGAUUUAACUAGUAGGAUCUUUCACCUGAAUCAGAUCUUUUGUCAUUUCUAUUUGCAAAGACCCAGGUAAAAGUUAAACUAGUUGAUUUGUAGCAGAAAUCACUUAGCCCAAUUAAAAAAGCAGCAUUAAUACAAAAUCUGCCUCUCUUCUUUUUCUGAGUGACUUGAGAAUUGCUGGUUCUAUGAAACGCUAGUUUAUGUACAUCUUCCAUUUAGCAAUAAUAGAAUUAUGACUAGGCUAAAAUAUCCAUGGGUUUACUUACAUAAUGAUUUACAGAUAUCGUAACCUUAUUAGCUUACAAUGAUGAUAACCCAUAUGAACUCUAGUGCUGGAUAUUUAAUUGAAUGGAGAGGCAGAGUUGUUGGUUUUCCUGGAUCAGUUGUUAAGUCAGCAAUUUGGGUGAGUGUCUAUAACUUAAGAAGAAAAUAACUUUGAGAAAGUAGUAUGGUCUAGUAGCAAGCUAGGUAACGGCUGAAAGCAGCAUGCUUGGAACUAAAAAAUUAUAGAUACACAUUCUUGUGACUGGAAAUCAGUGCAAUGCAAAGAAACUGGACCAUGCAGAUAUGCAAGCAGGUUUCAGUGUUUGUUUUAUUUUUGUUUACUAGCAGAGUAGUAGAUAGGACUGUAUGCGCUGAGUAGGUAAUGUUACUCAAUCUACAGUAUGUGAAAAAACCUUUUUUGGGGGAUGAAAACUCAUUAACAAAUUGAUCAAAGGUUGACUAGGAACAUUGUUCAUUGUCAUGGACUCUGCAGCUGGUAAACAUUCCUGCUUCUUUUGUUAUGGGCAAAGACAUGAAUGUAAUUGUAGUUCUAAGUUUUCAAAAUACAAAUGUUGGAAAGCAAGAUUAGGGUGGUUGGGCUUUUUAUUUUGGGAUUUUUUUUUUCCCAUGGAGAGAAGAUUUAAUGAAUAGUAAUGUUAUAAUGCAGGAGCAGCAGACUGAUUCUGGCCAUUAUGCUAAAAGGCAAUAAAAUGACAUCAGAUCAUAAGGCAUAACUGAAGAAAGUUCUGGACCCCAUGGUGUGGAUGUGAGCAAAUUUGAAAAUCAGAUUUUUUCUCUGGCACUGUUAGUAUUUAUAGCAAUAAUAUUAAUUGAACUUCUCCGUGAAACACAUUAAUAUUUGUACCAGCAAUAAAUUACUAUGUUUUUCUUCUAAGUAUUAUAAUUAUAUUGUUUAAUUUAAAUAUAUUUCAUGUGCAAAGAGUUUUAUACAGAUAGUCUUUUAGUUAAUAUAUUAAGAUGUGCUAAUUAUUUUCUCCUGGUAUUUAAACUGGAAGCGAAGUCCCUUAAUUUCCUUUGGUAUUAGUGAAGCUUUGGAAGAGUUCAGAACACGUGUGUUGGGAGGACAUCCUGAAUACACUGAAUGUACAUGUUUCAGAGCACUUGGUCCCUCACCAGUUUGCUUUAUUUGGUAACUUAAAUAUAAUCAUUUGAUUAGUGUAAAUGCCAGUAGCUUUUUGGAGAUGUUGUAUUUACUGUCAAAUUCUCAAAUUAUGCUGAUGUAGGAUUAGAUUGUUUUCCCACCAGUUUUAUAGCUUGUGAUAAAAUAUUGUUCUCCGUGGUAGCAUGUUCGGCAUUGAAUGUGUCUGCACAGGCUCAACCAUCCGUGAAAUGGCAGCAAAGUUCAGGUUGCAAAAAGCAAUAAACUGAUGAAACCAC